AUGCGCCCUCCUCCACCACCCAGGACAGCCCUGCAGCCCGUGACUAACUGGAGUUCCUUUGCCGUCACGGGGAUCGGGGGAUGGACUCUGAUGCAGCUCAUGCUCCAGAGCGCCCCACGGGAUCAGGCGGAAACCAGGUCCAGCGGAGACCCUGUCUGUGCUCAGCCUCUUCCCCGCCCCAUCCAUGCCCCUUGCUCCUGUUCUCAGUGCUUCCUCCUUCAUCAGCUUGCUCUUGCUCGGGCGCCUCGCCCGCUUCGUACCGCCAGCCGCAGCCCAGACUCGCUGGGGUCGGGGCGCUGCCAGGAUGCCCUGCAGCAGCUCGCGCGCUGGAGCCCGCAGGUGCGCCCCGCCCCGCCCUCGCCGCGGCCCCGCCCCGGCGCCUGCGUCACAAUGACGCGCGUCCCGCGCAGGCGCAUCUCGGUCCCCCACCCCCUCCCCGCGGCCGCCUGCCCGCUUGGUAUUAUGAUUAGUGCUGGGUGCGGGGAUUCGGCGGCCGGGAGGGAGUUGGCGCCGCGGCCGCUGCGGACGGAAGCCCGCCUGCUUGCUGAGGUAGGGGCGAGCGUGCAGUGCAGCCGGGAGCGGCAGCCGUGGGAGGGGGACCGGCUGGCCGCCGCCGCCGCCGAGUGGCCUCAGCGGUUGCCGGGCUGGGCGCUGGGGCCCGAGCGCCCGCCGCAGGCGGAAAGUAAGUUGCGCUCUCCGCGCUCCCCGCGUCGCGGGCCCGGGAGGACGCGGGCCGCGGGCUGCGGCGGCCCGGACUCCGCGCGGCGGCCGUGCGGCCUGAUGGCCUGGCGGCAGGCAGCGGGCGGCGGUGGGGCCCGCACGGGAGCGGGCAUUGCGGCGGCCGGCCACGGGCGCCCCGAGGCCCUGCCCUUGCGGCCGCGGCGGGAUUGCGGCACCUCGGGAGGUGCCCGCAUCCCCGCGCCCCGCCCCGGAGCGGGCCGAGUGCGGCGCCCGCGGCUCCCCGCGCCCAGGUUCUCUCGUACGGUGUUUUCCUCACUAAAGGUGUUGUUCUUUUUCAAAAGAAUCUGGAGAUCUGGCGCAGCAAGGGGAUUUCUUGCUAAAACUGCAGCGGUACAAUAG
Messenger RNA from Rangifer tarandus platyrhynchus (Svalbard reindeer), 1080 nucleotides. The record is from the annotation of a GenBank genome assembly. Lineage: Eukaryota; Metazoa; Chordata; Mammalia; Artiodactyla; Cervidae.